This is a messenger RNA of Mercenaria mercenaria, 5309 nucleotides long. Its product is annotated as bile salt-activated lipase-like. Gene Ontology annotation, molecular function: neurexin family protein binding; signaling receptor activity. The coding region runs from base 63 to 1949 and encodes 628 amino acids. Gene Ontology annotation, cellular component: synapse; cell surface. NCBI's taxonomy places the organism in Eukaryota, Metazoa, Mollusca, Bivalvia, Venerida, Veneridae. The record is from RefSeq and is a predicted model, not a curated record. Gene Ontology annotation, biological process: neuron cell-cell adhesion; postsynaptic membrane assembly; synaptic vesicle endocytosis. The transcript has 3 exons.
AUAUCAUAGGCACAUUGGAGAAAAUGUUUAAUGCAUUUGGUGUAUUAAUAAGUUAAUUCUUUAUGUGUUGCGUUGUAAUAAUUAAAUGUUUUUCUUUGGAAUCUAAUGACGCAUUUGGUUUAAUGAAAAUAAUGCUGCGAUUGCUACCUGUGUUCCUUUUAUUAACGUAUAUAUAUUGUGUCCGGGGUAAUGAUGUUACCAUAUCUGCAUCAGCGGGAGAAAUCAGAGGAUUAUCUGUGUUCUUAUCAUUUGCUGGCAAGCCGUACAGAGCAAUGGUCUUCUUUGGGGUUCCUUAUGCCCUCCCAACAGAUGGCUUUAAGAGAUUCUCGAAGCCAGUCAGAAUUCCUCGGUUCAGUGAAACUUUUGACGCAACAAAACCAAGGUCAGCAUGUCCACAGAACAUUAAAUGGGUGCCAGAUCUCGAGUCAUUACCAGUCAGUGAGGAUUGUUUGAAUUUAGAUAUUUUUGUACCACACUAUAACCAUGUGACAAAACCUAAAGCUGUAAUGAUAUUUAUUCACGGUGGAGCAUUUCAGUACGGAUAUAAAGACGUUUAUAAAUCCGAAGUCUUUGCCGCAGUCAACGACGUCAUUUACGUAACUAUUAACUACAGACUCUCAGCGUAUGGCUUUCUAGCGAGUAAAAAGUUCGGGCUGAAAGGGAACUAUGGGUUAUGGGACCAACAUAUGGCAAUUCAAUGGGUGCACGAAAAUAUAGCAGCUUUUGGUGGUGACCCCGGAAGGGUAACAUUAUUCGGAGAGUCCGCUGGUGCAGUUGCUGUGAUGUAUCAAGCUCUGUAUGAAGGAAAUAAGGGUAUGGUACAUCGUGUGAUAGCACAAAGUGGCUCUGUUGGGUCUUACUGGACUUACAGUGAAAAUCCAGAUGUCGCUUUUGAGGAUCUUAUUACUAGAAGUGAUUGCAAAAUGAGUACAUUAACUGAAAUACUUGAAUGCCUUCGAGCUCUGAAUAUAUCAGAUCUACAAGACAUAUUUUCAUACGAAACCUUGUUUUUACCUGUUACCGAUGGUGAAUUUGUAAGAUAUAACCCAUUCAGUCUGUUCAAGAAAAACACCAAAGAAUCUGCAGAGGCUUUGCGUAUUUUUACUGAUAUUGACGUUAUCAUCGGUAUGAACAGUGACGAGGGACUAGCUGAUCUAGAAAUUUUAGCAAAAAUAUUGGGAAAGGGCAUUGAAGAGCUUUCAGAUGGUAUGACAUCGGAAGAGUUCAGAAAUUACACAUACAGACAUCUAAACUAUGUUAACUUCACUAAUGAUGUAAAUAUGGUGAAGUCCCUUAUACAUCAGUACACGGAUUGGACCAGACUAAAUGAUUCUAAUUCUCGGCGAUCUUCCUUCCUUGACCUCCUGAAAGAUAUAAGCUACACUCCUUCAGUAAUUCAAGCCUCAAAUGCUCACGCUAUGUCUGGUGGCAAAGGGAGUAUCUACAUGUACCAGUUCGAACACAGGUCUAGCUUCUCCAUAUCUCCGUUAUGGAUCAAAGGGGCCAAUCAUAUGGAAGAAAUACCGUUAGUUCUUGCGUUCCCUACAGAUUUCAUAAUUUCAUUGGGUAUAAAGUCAGUAGAAGAGAUACUUGUAUCUGAUGAUCAAAUAUUACUGUCAACAAACAUGAUGAAAUUUUGGACACAGUUUGCAAAGACAGGAAAUCCGAAUGACAUCAGAGAUAAACAUCCUGGCGUGUGGCCUGAAUAUACCUAUGAUACACAGUCCUACAUUAUAUUCAACACGGACGGUAAACCAUACCCUACAGGGUCUCACUUCCGGAUUGAAUUUGUGAACUAUUGGACAAACGUAUUUCGAGGACUUCAAGAAGCAUUGACUAAUGCAAAAGUUGUAUGCGACGUGAAUUCAGCAGCUUCAUUAGGUUCUCAUUGGGCAUUUUAUUGUUUAUUUUGUGUAUUUUUCAUGAUCUAUUGCGACAAAAAAUGCUGAAGAUUAUAGCCUGUUGUAUAGAUAACUGAGUGUAGAACUAUUAUGACAAAAAAAAUCUGUGUCACUAAAUUGCUUUCACGCGAAACUCACUUCAUUCCUUAACUAUAUCUACAUAAUAUAUAAAUAGAACAUUUCCUCAAAGCAGCAUAUUUAGUGCAAUGCAGCUUUUUGACUGUAGCUAACAUCUAAAUAAAGUACAGUGAGGAAGCUGAAAUCAGGAAAUACUGACAUAUAGAAUCACAGCACUCGAAUGCAUUCUAUUGUAUGAAAUAGUAACUUUGUUACAGAACAGGAUUUGGCUUUAUAUUAAAGAAAUGACAUUGUUUUGCCGUUGAAUAAAACAAUUGUUUGGAGUGUUCAGAUGUGAAGGAAAUAUGACGCGGUUUGAUUGGUAUAAAAAUACGCACAUGAACGAGAGACAAUGGUUUUAUUCAAAAGGAAAUUAUUGUUUCAGAUGCAUUAUUUCGAUUCUAACAUGAUAUCAUGGAUUAUAAUUUAAAUUCUCUACGACAUCUACCAAAUGUUUGCUCGUUUUUCUUUGAUAUCAUUUUAGCAUACCGCUAUAAUGUUUGACGCUACGACUUAAAAAUUGUGAAAUACAAAAACGAUUUUGUUUCACGAUGAAACACAGUUUUCAGUCUUUGUAUAAUAGGAAAGUAAAUCAGGCCCUGUAAGAACAUUAAACAUAUUUAUUGUGAAAUAUCCAGAUACAACUUAGAAAUAAAUGUGACAAUUUCGUAGUGUUUGAGAUCUAAAAUAGCAUGCAUUUCCACUACCGUCCAUGAACAGGCUCAAUCAAACCGAGCCUGCAACAUUUUCGUUUUUAUCGUGUUGAGCGACCUGUGAAGUUUCCACUUUUUCUUCAGUAGUUCAAAGGGUAACAUUCGGCUAACAUCAUUGAAAAAUACAUAAUAUAAAAGAAACAUCUUUUAUUUGUUUUACAUUCAAGUUCAUAAUAUCUUUUCCUCUUAAACACAAAGUCUUUAACGGGAAAGGCAAUGUUGUUUUGACAUUAAUUCCAUCUGCUUGGAUUUCUUUAAUCAUUUAAAGAAGUGAAAGAAUUUUUAAAAUCGACUUAAAAUGAGACAGUUAUGAGCAUUUAAAUAAUUAAUCAAAAUGGUGGCCAUUUUGUUUUCAUGGUAACAAAAAAAAAAUGGCGGAUUUAUUAAAUUUCUAGACACAUACUAGAACUGUAAAUACUUUCGAGGGUGGGAUCAAAAGUAUUGCAACCAAUGGUGUUAAAUGACAACUAAAGGUUGGAUUAAGAAAAUCUUUAUUUCAAACCUUCAAAGUAAUCUCCUUUGACAGAUACACAACGUCUCAAUCUUUUAAUCUAAUCCUUAAAAGCUUUCUGAUAGUCUUUUUUCAGGUAUAUCACUAAAAAGGUUAAAUAUGGCGGCCCCCAACUUUUGGCGGGAUGUAUAUUUUCUGCCUGCAAGCUUUUUCUUGAGACGAGGGAAAAGGAAAAAGUCACAGGGGGCUAGAUCCGGAGAAUAGGGUGGGUGUUCUAGAACAUAUACUCCCUGUUCAUUAAAAAACGACGUCACAAUCCCAGCCUUGUGACUCGAGGCGUUGUCAUGUAACAAAUGGAUGCCUCGGAUACCCGUCUUUGGUUGACGUUUCUGGAAAUUCUUGAGAAGCUUUUUAAGAACUUUUUUCUUAUAUAACUUGGCAUUCAUUGACUUGCCUUUAGGUACAGGAACCUGGAUGGCGAGACCUUUAGUAGUGAAAAAUAUGACAUACAUAACCUUUUUUACACUUGCAUUUGACAAUGCAAGGCCUUCUGGCAUUUUGGUGAGCCAUAUUCGGUUACUCGGUUUUUCGAUGCGGUUCGAAGAAAUGUUUCCAAGAUUCAUCACCUGUUACUACAUUCAUAAAUGGUUUUUGAUCAUAUCUUGGAAACCUUUUCAAAAGCUUGCGCGCCAUCUUAACGCGCGUGCGUUUUUGCCCAUCAGUGAGCAAAUGCGGGACCCUCUUAGCACUUUUCUUCUUCAAUUUCAAAAUAUUUCGCAGAAUGCGCAACACAGAUGCUUUUGAAAUGCCAACCAUGUCCGCAAUCUGCUGAGAAGUAUAUCUUGUGUCAGAAAGUACUAUUUGUUUGAUUUUUUCAACAAUCCUUGGACUACUUGCAGACUUAGGUCGACAGGUUUUAGGCGCAUUUUUGACAGACUCCACGCCUGCACAAAAUUUCCUAACCCAUCUGCAAAAGGACAUUUCAUCACUACCAUAAACAGCACAUAUGUCAGCAUAAAUGUCCUUUGAACCUCUUCCGAGUGAAGCGCAAGUCUUAAUGUAAGACCUCAUUUCGUUCGCAUUUUUACACUUUUACCAACCAUUUUGCCUAACCGCCUACGAGUAGGGUUUGUGCAAAAGUGAAUUGUGAGCGAUAUAUUGUGUCUACAUGUAUAGUUUAUACGUCGAUUGAAAGCUAUUACAAUGGGGAACACGUGCAAGGCUUGAAUUUUGUACUCGCGCUAAAAUAGCGGUUAUCAAUAGCCAGUGGCAUUACUUUUGAUCCCAUCCUCGUAUUUCUGUAAAAUGAUUUCUGUAUUUCAUCCAGCUAUAAUGAAAUAAUUUACCAUGUUUAACAUCUUACAUGCAAUAAACAUAUAAAAUUAAUCUAUUUAAAAGGUUAUUUGCUAAAUAAAGAAUUCAGCAGUGUGUAAAUGACAUCAUAAACACACAAAAUGGCUGCCUCCAUGAUCAGCCAUUUUCUUAAAUUUCAAACUGCCAUAUAUUUUUCAAUAGUGGUCCGAUUUUAAAAAUUCUUUCAGCCUUAUGAAAGGCCUGAGGAUGGCUUUCAUAUGAAAUUAACUUAUUGUCAUGCUUUCCUUGUUGGUGCUUUCCUGGGCCUGUAAUGACACUCGGCAAUUUCCGUGCGAUUACGUAUUACAGUAAUGCGUUUUCGGCAACCUUCGGCCAUAUUAGAAAACGGUUUUUCAUAAAACCGGAGAAUUGCGAAAUCGUAUUAGGAGAAUACAUAAACGAACGGAAAUCGCCAUUUGUCAUUAGGGCCCGCUAUCUUAAAAUAUAUUUUAUAUAUCGUGGUAAUAAUCAUCUUAAAAGUUACACAUUCUCGGACUUCUUUCUAACACCGCCUUUUAAAUGUCAUUAGCAGUUCAUUUUUUCUUUCCAAAUAUAUAUAAUUGAAGGGGUCCCUGCAGAAAGGUACCUAUCUCCAUUUCGCAAAAAUGUUGAGAAAACGCAUUUUUGUAAAAUUUUGGUGAAAUGUGAUAUUUCCCAAAAUUAUUGCAGCUAUAGAUUAUAUACGUUUAACAGUUGGUCGAAAAUACAGGUUUCCUUUAAAAGAUGUAGACAUGCGUAACGUUGUCGACUCUUAAAAUCUUAAGGCACAUAGUG